This is a messenger RNA of Cololabis saira (Pacific saury), 4783 nucleotides long. It is a transcript of the gene antxr1c, whose product is annotated as ANTXR cell adhesion molecule 1c. NCBI's taxonomy places the organism in Eukaryota, Metazoa, Chordata, Actinopteri, Beloniformes, Belonidae. The record is from RefSeq and is a predicted model, not a curated record. The transcript is spliced from 18 exons. The coding region runs from base 451 to 2148 and encodes 565 amino acids. Gene Ontology annotation, molecular function: signaling receptor activity. Gene Ontology annotation, cellular component: membrane.
UGCUCCACAAAACACACAUCUAUUCAGCGUUUUUCAGAACUGCAUCACUUUUCAGAUUUUUGUCAGGGGGAAGGUUUCACAUUUUUGUCAUCAAACCACCCAGCACACUAUUUUAUAACGUCCUCAGCUGACCGGAUUUCGGAUUUGUUUGUUGUCUGAUUUGUUUUUUUUCCUACAUGUGGAGUCAGAGCAAUCCAAAAACGCGUUUUUCCCUCUUGAUCAGUCCCUGAAAGACAAAGUAACUCUCCAGCUGGCAUUGUGACCAGGAUGCGGGUAGCUGUGACUCUCAACUGAGCAUCCUCUCUUUUGUCUUUGUUUCAGUCUCUGCAUCCCCACUUUUUCUAUCUAUCACUGGGAUGUAGAAAAGGAAAUAACACUUAGGAGCGACGUUGUUGUUUUUAUUUGAUCGUUUCCCACCAAGGAAUAAGGUUUUUCCAGCGAAGACAGGUCAUGGCGAGGUUUUUGUGCAACACGAGGCUGGUCCUGGCGUUGUUGGGAUUACUGCUGCUCUCUCCUCUAUCAUCCCGAGCGGAGCCGGAGCUGCAGGAGGAGGAGGAGGAGGAGGAGAGCUCCUGCCAGGGCGCCUUUGACCUCUACUUUGUCCUCGAUAAGUCUGGCAGCGUGAAGGAUCACUGGAACGAAAUCUACGAGUUUGUGGAGAAUUUAGCUAUGAAAUUCAAAAGUCCCAUGCUGAGGAUGUCCUUCAUAACGUUCUCCUCCAGAUCGUCCACCAUCAUGAAACUGACAGAAAACAGAGUGAACAUCAAAAAGGGUCUCAACGCAUUGAGGAAAGAGAUUCCUGGUGGAGACACCUUCAUGCACCUUGGGCUGCAGAGUGCAAAUGAGCAGAUUCGCAGAGAGAACUUUGGCACAGCCAGUGUAAUUAUCGCACUGACGGACGGAGAGCUGCAAGAGCACCAGCUCAUCAACGCACAACAACAGGCAGAGGAAGCCCGAUCCCUGGGAGCUAUUGUGUACUGCGUUGGUGUCAAAGACUUCAAUGAAACGCAGCUGGCUACUAUUGCAGACACCAUCGAGCACGUGUUUCCUGUGUUGGGUGGUUUCCAUGCCCUCAGGGGCGUCAUCGAUUCGAUCAUCAAGAAAUCCUGCAUUGAAAUUUUGGCUGCUGAGCCCUCCAGUGUGUGUGCCGGAGAGUCUUUUCAAGUGGUGGUGAGAGGGAAUGGUUUCCUCCACGCUAGGAACAUCGACCAGGUGCUCUGCAGCUUCAAAAUCAACGACACCAUCACAAUCAACGAAAAGCCAGCUGGUGUAAAAGACACUUUCUUACUGUGUCCAGCUCCUGUCAUUGAUGAAGUUGGAAAGGUGAUAUUUCUUCAAGUGAGCAUGAACGACGGUCUGUCCUUCAUCAGCAGCAACGUUCACAUCACCACCACGGAGUGUUUUGAUGGCACCAUCCUCCUCGUCACCCUGCUGGUGUUGUUCCUCUUGCUGGCCCUCCUGUUCCUGUGGUGGUUCUGGCCUCUCUGCUGCACUGUGGUGAUCAAGGAGCCGCUUCCCCCACCUCCUCCUGAGCCUGAGUCAGAUGAGGAAGACGGCCUCCCCAAGAAGAAGUGGCCCACUGUGGAUGCCUCGUAUUAUGGAGGAAGAGGAAUCGGAGGAAUCAAGAGGAUGGAGGUGCGCUGGGGAGGGAAGGGCUCCACUGAGGAGGGGGCCAAGCUGGAGAAGCCGAAGAAUGCAGUGGUGAAAAUGCCGGAGCAGGAGUACGAACCCUUCGAGCCCAAACCUAAGAAACCUCAGAACAAAAAGGCGCCUCAAAACCGGAAGUGGUACACACCCAUCCGGGGUAAGCUGGAUGCUAUCUGGGCUCUGUUUCGCCGUGGAUACGACCAGGUAUCUCUGAUGAGACCCCAGCCAGGUGAUCAUGGUCGAUGCAUCAACUUCACAAGAGUAAAAGAUGAGGCAGCGGCAGCCAAAGCGCAACCACGCACCCCGAUCCACAAGCCUUCGUCGCCACCUCCAGACUACCGCCCCGUCCCUCUCAGCACCCCCCCACCUCCAACUUCCACAAGCCCUCCUGCUAGAUCACCCCCAACAGUCCAAAUGCCCCAGGGACCACCACCAGCCCGCACGCCCCCGGGGGUCCCCUGUCCACCACCAUCUCGUCCUCCACCAAGCCUGAGACCCUGAAUCCCAAAGACAAACUCCUCCCACCCUCCCAAGCAAACGCUUUGAUAUCACAUUGAUAUUAUCGCCCUCUUGACCAGUUCUUUCAGUUUGAAGGCCAUGGUCCUCGCUGCCAAAGAUGCUCCUGCCAUAAGCCAAAGAUCAGACGUACGUUCAUCUUCUUGUUUGGGAUAGUGUGAACUAAACUUGGAACCUCACAAAAUUAUUCUGGUUACAUGUAUUGUCAUCCACAUGAUCAAUAAGAGGAAGAAAGUGUUUGCAUGCCUUUAUAUGAUUUUUUUUUCUGGACAUCAGUGCCUUCUAUAAUUGUGUACAUGACCAAACAUAAGAGUAAAGUAAAGAUAAGAAAGUUGACUUUUCUGCAGGGUAUCAGUGAACUAGAAAAAUAUGUUUGGUUUUAGUUAGUUGCGGUUUGAUUAUUAAAACUGUGUCCCAUGCAGACUAAAUGGGGUGAUUUUGGGGGGAUGUUCACUCAGUGUUGGUGUUUGUCAGAUCAGGGGGGAUUGUUGCUGGACAGCAAAGUAUGUAGGAAAAGGAAGUCCACAGAAGAACUCUGCAAAGGAUGAAAUUUCUCUGUUGGCUUUAUUAACUACUGAGUUAGGCCAUUGUUUUUCAAAAACUUAAGUGAGAAUUAGCUAAAACAUGAUAAUUAUGUUUAAAGUUUAACAAAAGAGAUUGGCUUAUGUCUCCACUGCUUUUUGGUGAAUGGAUGGUUUUUGGAAAUUAAUUUCAAAGAAUGUCCACUUGGUGUUCAAUAACAGAUAAAAAAUGUAACAUUUUUGAAAGAUUAGUCCUUUUUUUAUUGUAACCAUUAAACACAGUUAUUGGAGACAACCUUGGAGGACAGAGACGGGUAUGGAGGUUUUAUGGAGGGUAUGUUUUUUUGUUGUAUGUUCGACAUUUUUUCAGUGCUUUGUUGGAAGAUGUUUUUGAGGCUUUGUUUUUUUCUACUUAACCUUUCACGUUUUUCUUCUUUUGAUAGCCAAACUUUUUUUUUGUUUAGAUUCGCUGUUUUUUUUUAUCAGUUUUUAUCUGCUUGGAUUUUUACUGUCUGUUUUUAUUCUUUUCUCUUUUUUUCAUUUUUGUUCAUUUGUUUUUGUUAGCAUCAGGAAUAUGAAACUUAAGCAAGAAAUCAGGUUCGGGUCUCUUCUCAUGCCUUUUUUUUUUUUUUUUUUAAACACAAUCUUGAUCUUGAUACUGUACUUUGGUAGCAUUUUAUGUAUUUUAUGUCUUCAGUUAUAUCAUCACCGGUCACAUCGCAACUGCAGGGCAGUUCAGAGAGCAUUUAAUUUAUUUUACUCCCUGACAGAAAUGCAGGAGAGUACUUAAAUAUUGACAAGGUGUCCCACCACCGAAAUGGACACUGUUUAGAAACAAAACAGCUAACCAACUAAAAGUCAUAUAAAAGGCAUACCAGCAUUUCUUGACACCUCAGUAACACUACAAAACAUUUUACUAAGAACUAAAGAGAUUCAGGUUCAUAGUAUGUCGUUUACAUAUGGCUCCUCUAUUAGCCUAUAAGAAGGCACAGCUAACAAGAAAUUAGUUUGUUAGGAGGGGUUAAAAAAAAAGGCAACAAGCCUCUGUGUCUAAGAAGAAGCUAAUAAGAUCCAUUUAAAAGUCAUGCAAGACAUACCAAUUUUACAUUUCAGUCAAUCAUUUCAAAAAUAAAGAGAUCCCGCCACAUUUUAUAUCAUACAUUACAUAUGUUAGCACCUUAGCAAACAGAAGUUUUUUUUAGCAGUGGCUAAUUAAAAGUGAUCAAACAUAAGCCACUAAAUCCCAUAAUGACAUUUUGACUUUGUAAUGUAGAGGUUGAAAUCACUGGUUUUCCUUAUAUAUUCAGUGACUUCUCAAAUUUUCUUAUCCAGUUAAUGUUUUUUUUUGUAGUUUUUUUUGUAAUGUACAUCAAUCUUGUACCAUUGUGCAACAUCAUACAUUCACUAUCGACCUCUGAAAAGUCACUUUUGUUACCAAAACUGUAAUGUGCUACAUAUAGAAAUCAUCAAAUUAUCUGUAAUUUUUAAUGUAUCACCGUAACCAAACCGGACAACAACCGGACACCACAUUUUGCUUCUAACUGCCUGAAUCCAACUUAUCAUUGUUGCCAAAUAUCGAAGAAAAACUCCUUUUCUUUCCUGAUAAUGAUUUUUGUGGGGUGUUUAUGGUAAUCUCACUAUGCAGUCAGCAUUUGUUUUUGAUUGUAAAACAAAAACCCCUGCAAACUUUAAAAACUUGGGUUUUACAUUCUGUACCUGCUGUAAUAUUUGAACUGUUUCCCUUAAAGAAAUCACCUCGUCUUCAGAUUUCACAACUCAAAAGCACAGUUAUAUUGUGUUUUAAAUGGUGCACCAUCGGUCAAGAGGUACAAUUUGACAUUAUGGUAAUUGACAUCAAGAGUAUAAUACAAAAGACAUUCAGUGUAGAUGCUAAAACAGAGUUUGAAGGGAACUUCUUCAAUGUUGGUAUAUUAGGUAUGCUACGUUAUUCAGUUUGCUUUGUUUUGUUUUUCUUUGUUAUUUUUACAUGAACAGUAUACAAAGCAGUACUGAAGCACAUAUAAAAGACAUUUGAUUUUUUUUAAUGUUGGCUGACAUUACUUUUUUUUUAUAUCAAUAAAAGUUGACUCCUAAGCUUC